AUGCAAGUGACGCUACUUUUCGCUACUAAUCAUCCUACCCACCCAAGAGAGAUCAAUGUCCAGAAUGCUGAGAAAGCUAAGUCCGAAGCCGAGGCCAACAAGCUUCAAUCAUGCAUUCUCGACACUGAGAAAGCCAUUGCAUGUCAACGCCAACGUAUCUUCAACUACCUCAAAUACUUGUCAUCGGCCCAAACGACUAGCAAAGCAUCUGUCACUGUGCUUAUUGGUCGCCAAAUUGCGAUUCAAGCAGAACUUCUCAUUAUUCGUGAGCUAGUAGCUGCGCUAGAGCGUGUAGAAUCUGAGUGUCUUCAUGUAAUAGAAGAUAUCAGACGCAGAAUCUUCCAAUACUUCCUCGCGCUUACAGACCGAGAAUAUGUCGAUCCAUCUGGAGGCUACAACGAGGAAGCGUAA
This is a messenger RNA of Serpula lacrymans var. lacrymans S7.9, 411 nucleotides long. RefSeq lists its product as uncharacterized. The transcript is spliced from 3 exons. The record is from RefSeq and is a predicted model, not a curated record. Lineage: Eukaryota; Fungi; Basidiomycota; Agaricomycetes; Boletales; Serpulaceae. The coding region runs from base 1 to 411 and encodes 136 amino acids.